Musca domestica (house fly) is the source of this 1160-nucleotide messenger RNA. Its product is annotated as lysosomal aspartic protease-like. Gene Ontology annotation, cellular component: lysosome. The transcript has a single exon. Bases 1 to 1137 code for a protein of 378 amino acids. The record is from RefSeq and is a predicted model, not a curated record. Gene Ontology annotation, biological process: proteolysis; cell death. NCBI's taxonomy places the organism in Eukaryota, Metazoa, Arthropoda, Insecta, Diptera, Muscidae. Gene Ontology annotation, molecular function: aspartic-type endopeptidase activity.
AUGUUGAAGUUGUUAGUUGUACUGUUAAGUGCGCUCCUCUUGGCGGAGGCUACUCUCAUUCAAGUUCCAUUGACAAAAGUUAAGGAACAAAAAAGUAAGGCCAAUGAAAUUCGUAAAUUAAAGGCCAAAUACGGUGGCACUCCUAAGGCCCAGGCCAGAGAUUUGGUAAAGGAGAAACUCUUCAACUAUGUCGAUGACUCGUACUAUGGAAAAAUCACCAUUGGCACACCUGCCCAAGAGUUCUUGGUUCUGUUCGAUACCGGUUCUUCCAAUUUGUGGGUCCCCGUAGCCCCUUGCUCCUCCGACAAUGCCGCCUGUGAAAAUCACAAUACCUACGAUCCCAGUGCCUCCUCCACAUAUAUUGAAAACGGUGAAUCCUUUGCCAUUCAAUACGGAUCUGGCAGUUUGAGUGGUUAUUUAGUCCAAGAUACCGUCAACGUUGAUGGUUUGCAAAUCGAAAAUCAAGUUUUUGCUGCUGCCACCAGUGAACCUGGAGACACUUUCGUCUAUGCUCCCUUCGAUGGUAUUAUGGGUAUGGGCUUCAAGGCAAUUGCAGUUGAUGAUGUCACUCCACCAUGGUACAACAUGAUCCAUCAAGGUUUGGUUACCAAUAAGGUGUUUUCCUUCCAUUUGACCCGUGAUGGUACCUCUGAUGAUGGUGGUCUCAUGGUUUUGGGUGGCAAUGAUGCCAAUCAUUAUACUGGUGACUUCACUUAUGUUCCUGUCUCCGAAAAGGGCUACUGGCAAUUCGAAAUGACCAGUGCCUAUGCCAAUGGCGUUCAAUUGUGUGACCAAUGCCAAGCUAUUGCCGACACUGGUACCUCUCUCAUUGGUGUUCCCUCAGAUCAGUAUGAAGCCAUUCAAGAAGCUAUUGGUGCCACCUAUAGCGAAGAUACCUAUGAAUAUAUGUUGGACUGUUCGAACAUUGAUAACCUGCCUGUUGUUACUUUCCAAUUGGGUGAUGGCACCUUCACAUUGGAAGGUUCCGAUUAUGUUAUCCAAUCGGAUGAUCAGUGUGCCUCAGCUUUCGAAGAUGCCGGUACUGAUUUCUGGAUUUUGGGUGAUGUCUUCAUUGGCAAAUACUAUACCUCAUUCGAUUUUGAGAAUGAUCGUGUAGGUUUCGCUUUAGCUGUAUAAACUCAAUAUUAAUAAAUAUUCUA